AAUAAGCAAAUCAAAUUAAAAUCAAAUAAAAACGCAGUUACAAUUUUCCUCACAUAUUCGCAUAUGUAUGUGUCUGAGAGCGAAUUUAAUUGUCAAUUGUCAAAGUUAACUCUGAUUCUACAAACACCACACAAAGCAAGCGAUUAAAAUUAAAUCUCGUUCAACACGCAAAUUGAAAGUGCAAUAAGAAGAAGAAGACGACGAAGAAAACGUCAAAUGCGGUUGAAAGUUCAAGUUGAUGCAAUAAGUGUUUGAAAACGGAAACAGAGCUAAAAAUAAAAUCAACAUUUCAAUACCUAUAUAUAUAUAUAUCGAUAAAAAUAUAUAUAUAUAUUCACAACUCUUCGAAUUCGGAGGAGCUUGGAAAAUCGCGCGCGAGUUUAAUCAACAUUUUUAGCAAUCAAUUUUUGUCUCCCCCUCUCACCCCAAAUACAAGUUUUGUGGAGUUUCGUGUCAGGUGCAUAAAUUCUGUGUUACGUUCGGCGUUCUCAAGUGAAAGUCACACAGCGAAAGCGACAAACACCCUCACACACUCAAACACAAGCUAACACGCAUAUAUUCUAACACACACUCACACACAUACACAUUGACAGAAACACACACACACCCACGUGAGUGUGCAUCGCAUCAGAUUGCUUGUUGUCCACUAAACUAAAUUGUGAAUUGUGUGCAAAUAGGCUGCGGCCAGAAAGUAAACGUCAAGAUUCUAUCGAAAAAAACACUGCUCAGCACGACGGAGGCUUCGUUCAACUAUAACACGGCGACCACAAUGCCCUAUAACGGUGCUAGCAACGGCAGCGGUGGAGUCGGCGGAGCCGUAGCAGGCAGCAGCGUUAGCGGUGGCGGGGCCACCAUCGUCGUCAGCGAGGGACCCCAGAAUAAAAAGAUACGCACAGGCGUGCAGGCCGGAGAUAACGACGUCACCAUGCAUUCACGGUCCACACAAAAUCAGAGUCAGCAGCAAGCACUACUGAACAAGUCAAACGACGACCUAAGGAGAAAGCGUCCUGAGACUACACGGCCAAAUCACAUUCUACUCUUCACUAUCAUAAAUCCUUUCUAUCCCAUCACAGUUGAUGUCUUGCAUAAAAUUUGCAAUCCACAUGGCCAAGUGCUGCGCAUUGUCAUCUUCAAAAAGAACGGCGUUCAGGCCAUGGUUGAAUUUGAUAGCCUCGAUGCGGCUACACGUGCACGCGAGAAUCUCAAUGGAGCCGACAUCUAUGCCGGAUGCUGCACUCUUAAAAUUGAUUUUGCCAAGCCGGAGAAAUUGAAUGUUUAUAAGAAUGAGACAGACACCAGCUGGGACUACACCCUGAGCACAGGUGAGAUUCAACCAAUUAAGGAGAUUGGAAAUGGUCGCUCACCAUUACUGCAGGAGCCUCUUUACGGUACACGACCUCAGCCCUACAGUAAGUCGCUGUUUUCUAUACCCGAAAAUGUUGUUGUGCUUGAGAGCCUUGCAACUAUCCAAACACAACAUCGCAACAACCACCACCACCACCACAACAACCACCACCACCACCAACAACACCACCAACAACAACAUCAUCACCAACAACACCAUCAACAACAACUUGUUGCCCCAGCUCAAACGCACAAUCUUGUUCCAUUUAAAGAGCCUCCACUAUUGGGACCAGGCACCGCCUUCCCACCAUUCGGAGCACCCGAAUACCAUCCCACCCAGCCGGACAACUGGAAGGGCGCCGCCAUCCAUCCAACUGGCCUCAUGAAGGAGCCCACCGGAGUCGUCGCCGGACGCAAUGCGCCAGUGGCCUUCGCCCAGCAGGGACAGGCACAGGGCGCUGUCAUGAUGGUCUAUGGCAUGGACCAUGACACUUCCAACACAGAUAAGCUCUUCAAUUUGGUCUGCCUCUAUGGCAAUGUUGCCCGGAUCAAGUUCUUGAAGACUAAGGAAGGCACCGCCAUGGUACAAAUGGGCGAUUCGGUUGCCGUCGAGCGUUGCGUUCAGCACUUGAAUAACAUUCCCGUUGGCACUGGCGGCAAAAUACAGAUUGCAUUCUCAAAGCAGAACUUCCUAUCGGAGGUGAUCAAUCCAUUCUUGCUGCCGGAUCAUACACCCAGCUUCAAGGAGUACACUGGCUCCAAAAACAAUCGUUUCCUAUCACCGGCACAGGCCAGCAAGAAUCGCAUUCAACCACCGAGCAAAAUCUUGCACUUUUUCAACACACCGCCCGGUCUCACCGAAGACCAGCUCAUUGGCAUAUUCAACAUUAAGGAGGUGCCAGCCACAUCCGUGCGUCUCUUCCCCUUGAAGACAGAGCGUUCCUCCUCGGGGCUGAUCGAGUUCCCCAACAUCUCGCAGGCUGUGCUCGCCAUCAUGAAGUGCAACCAUCUGCCUAUUGAGGGUAAAGGCACUAAAUUCCCUUUCAUCAUGAAGCUGUGCUUCUCCUCGUCGAAGAGCAUGAACGGGGCCUGGAACAAUGCGGCCAACGAGGGCAUGAUCGAGAAGGAGAAUGACGGCGAUGUCAAGGUGGAGAUUUACAAUUGAGAUUUGAUUACCAUUGUGUAAGCAGCCAACAACAACCAGCUAAACGACACAACAAACUACAACCAACAACAACCAACACAAACAAACAG
Messenger RNA from Drosophila navojoa, 2598 nucleotides. RefSeq names its product heterogeneous nuclear ribonucleoprotein L (gene sm). Gene Ontology annotation, biological process: mRNA processing. Gene Ontology annotation, cellular component: nucleus. The record is from RefSeq and is a predicted model, not a curated record. Lineage: Eukaryota; Metazoa; Arthropoda; Insecta; Diptera; Drosophilidae. Gene Ontology annotation, molecular function: RNA binding.